CCCAAAUCUCACUGUUGAUGAUAAUGAAUAUCUCUCAGUAGGACCAAACCCUCAAACCGAAUUCCUUCCCUCUCCAAACCUAAAACCCUUAUAAAUAUAUCUCACGAAUCUCUUCUCUAUCUCAACUCAAUACAUUUGAUUUGAGAGUUUUUAUCGAAUAUAAAAAUACCUCAAUAGAUCUUUCCCUGAAAAGAGUAUAUAUAAAUAUAUUGAUUUUUCCCUUGCAAGUUUAUUGGAACUUCCAAGUUACUAUCCCCACUUGUUACAGACUCAGAAAAAAAUCUUCAUUCAAUCUCCUACCAAAAAAAGAACUUGUUAUAACUUAGUUUCGGUGUCAUAUCAAAGUGUAUUAUUUAGAACCCCUCACAAAAGAAAGCUAAAAUCUUUGAUCAUAGUUGAGUCGGUUUUCUGGACUUGAAAGUAGAUCCAAAGCACCACUUCAGUAAGGACUGAUUUUUUAUAGGUUUACAAAUGGCCCAAGAUGAUGGUUCAGGUGCUGAUUCACCUCAACGUAAGCUAGGUCUUUUAAGGGAUCAAGUAAAGUUGGUAAAGAGAAGGAAUUCUGAACGCCACGAGAUUGCUCCAAUCCAAGAGAAACUGUCAUUUGAAAAGGGUUUCUUUAUUGUGAUUCGUGCAUGUCAGUUGUUGGCACAGAAGAAUAGUGGGCUUAUAUUGGUUGGGGUAGCAGGCCCCUCAGGAGCUGGGAAGACUGUAUUUACUGAGAAGAUGUUAAGUUUUAUGCCGAGCAUUGCGGCCAUAUCAAUGGACAACUACAAUGAUGCUAGUCGUAUUAUUGAUGGCAAUUUUGAUGAUCCACGCUUAACGGACUAUGAUACAUUGCUCAAGAAUAUCCAUGGACUAAAAGAGGGGAAUCCGGUUGAGGUGCCAAUAUAUGAUUUCAAGACUAGCAGUCGCACAGGAUACAGGACAGUCGAAGUGCCUAGCUCCCGCAUCGUGAUUAUUGAAGGCAUUUAUGCUUUGAGUGAAAAACUGCGUCCUCUUUUAGACCUCCGGGUAUCCGUGACAGGUGGUGUUCACUUUGACCUUGUGAAGCGGGUUUUACGGGAUAUACAGCGUGCUGACCAAGAACCUUCAGAAAUUAUCUCUCAGAUCUCUGAAACGGUAUAUCCUAUGUAUAAGGCUUUUAUUGAGCCAGAUUUGGACACAGCCCAUAUUAAGAUAAAAAACAAGUUCAAUCCAUUCACGGGAUUCCAGAACCCAACUUAUAUUUUGAAGUCACCGAAGGUGCUGACAGUGGAUGAAAUCAAGGCAGUUAUGUCAGAAGAACAUACGGAGUCUACAGAAGAAACAUAUGAUAUUUACCUUUUACCACCAGGUGAAGAAUCUGAAGCUUGUCAAUCGUAUCUCCGGAUGCGAAACAAGGAUGGCAAGUACAAUUUAAUGUUUGAGGAAUGGGUUACAGACAGUCCAUUUAUCAUAUCACCGAGGAUAACUUUUGAAGUCAGUGUGCGCCUUCUUGGAGGGCUGAUGGCCUUGGGAUACACAAUAGCAAGCAUCCUGAAAAGAAGUAGUCAUGUCUUUUUUAAUGAUAAAGUGUGUGUGAAAAUUGAUUGGUUAGAACAGCUCAGUCGUCAUUAUGUUCAGGUGCAAGGUAGAGAUCGAUCAUAUGUGAAGUCCAUAGCAGAGCAAUUAGGUUUGGAAGGUUUCUAUGUUCCCCGCACGUACAUUGAACAAAUUCAGCUGGAAAAGCUUGUAAAUGAAGUUAUGGCACUGCCAGAUGAUUUGAAGACCAAGCUCAGUAUAGAUGACGAUCUGGUUUCUUCAAGUCCCAAAGAAGCACUUUCCCGAGCCUCUGCAGACUGGGUUGCUAUGAGAAAGAAGCGUUUUCAGAGUGGUAUGUCACAUUCAUAUUCAACACAAGGUGACAAAAAUCUGUCCAAGCUAACAAGACUAGCCGUUGGCAGUAGGUUUGAUGGUAAAAAUCAAGACUCACCUGCAACAGUUGCAAGCCAGGGAGUUAUUACACAGCUUUCGGAACAGAUUUCUACGCUGAACGAGAGAAUGGAUGAGUUUACAUGUAGGAUGGAGGAGCUGAAUUCCAAGCUCACCAUCAAGAAAGCUUCGCCCAGCCAACUAAACUUGUCCGUCGCAGCUGAAGCCUGCAAUGGCACUGGACCCACAUCUCUAUUCACCUCUGGGUUUGGUAAUGGUUCGACUGGAUCCCUACUGACCAAUUCAUUGUCAUCUUCCCAGUUAGCGAAGGAAUCUUCAUUAAUAGACGAGAUUUCUCGGGGACAACUUCAAAUCAUUUAUCAGUUAGACAAUUUAAGUAAGUUUCUUCAUGAAAGUAUGGGAGAUAGAGCUAGCCAUGUACGAGCAAAUAGCAGAAGCAAGAGCAGGAUCAGUGACUUGCAAUCCUCCAUUGGUAUCCCCCUUGCUCUUACAGUUACCCUCGCUGUUGCUGGUGCAGGAAUCUUUUUGUUUAGGGGAUUCUCGUCCACAAGAUAAUAAUCAGUAAUAAUCAGUUUAGUACUGUCAGUUUCUUUUCUUUUUUUCCCAGCACCCCUUAAUUUGACGAAAUCAAUUCACCUUCUCGGCCAGAGCCGUCUUAUAGACGGAUAAAUUUUUGAUGUGGGCAUGUGGGACGAAUAACAAUAUUAGAUCUGUCAAUUGUUUUGUUUUAACUAAUUUUGAGGACUCUUGUGUAGAUCUUUUUGUACCAUAAAAAGCCUUACAGGCCUUUCAAACA
Messenger RNA from Papaver somniferum (opium poppy), 2710 nucleotides. RefSeq names its product inorganic pyrophosphatase TTM2-like. Lineage: Eukaryota; Viridiplantae; Streptophyta; Magnoliopsida; Ranunculales; Papaveraceae. The transcript has 13 exons. Gene Ontology annotation, molecular function: kinase activity; ATP binding. The coding region runs from base 472 to 2469 and encodes 665 amino acids. The record is from RefSeq and is a predicted model, not a curated record. Gene Ontology annotation, cellular component: cytoplasm.